CUGCCGUCCUGCCUUGCCAGUGACGGACUCUUUCCAUCCAGCCGGCACUGUGGAAGCAGGGUCCUCUGUGCUGGUAUAACACCUCGUGCUCUCCUUCACUCUACCCCCUCCCUCCCCACCACCACCUCUGUACAGGAGAGGAAAAAGGCUCAGGAGAUGGAGCUGUCUUACAGAUCCACCAUCUCCAUCUAUAAGAAUAUCCUGGACCAGUUCAAUCCUGCGCUGGAAAACCUGGUAUACCUGGGGAACAAUUACCUGCGUGCCUUCCACGUGUUAUCUGAAGCAGCUGAAGUCUAUUUUAAGGCAAUUGAGAAGAUCGGGGAGCAAGCGCUGCAGAGCUCCACCUCGCACGUGCUGGGUGAAAUUCUGAUGCAAAUGUCCAACACGCAGAGACUCCUGAACUCUGAUUUGGAAGUUGUGGCUCAGACCUUCCAUGUGGACUUGCUGCAGCACAUGGAGAAGAACACCAAAAUGGAUGUGCAGUUCAUUAGUGAGAGCCAAAAGCAGUAUGAGCUGGACUACCGGCGCAGAGCCACCAACCUGGAUAAGUGCAUGGCAGAGCUGUGGAGAAUGGAGAGGGCCCGUGAUAAAAACGCACGGGAGAUGAAGGAGAACGUGAUGCGAUUGCGCUCAGAGAUGCAGGCGUUCAUCUCUGAGAGCCAGAGAGCCGCUGAGUUGGAGGAGAAACGCCGAUACCGCUUCCUGGCUGAAAAGCACCAGCUGCUCUCCAACACCCUCCUCCAGUUCUACAGCAGGGCCCGGGGCAUGAUCCAGAGCAAGGCGCCGCGGUGGAAAGAGCAGCUGGAGGCCAGCCGCAACCCCUCGAGCAGCCAUGCUCAGGGCCUCCUCACUGCCUCCCAUGGCCAGGGCUAUUCAUCUGGCCGACUCACACCCACCCACCUCGAGAUGCCCCAGAGACCCCUUGAGGAUUUUGUUUCUCCCACGGCUGGGAGUAGGUCCAGUGUCUUCUCUCAGGAGCCUCCAGAAAUGAGACUGUCUCCUCAACCAGAGCCCCCCAGGCAGCCCCUGCAAAGGACACCGUCGGCUGGUUUCCUGCCUACUGGCCGUACUUCCCGUUCUGGUUCCUUUGGUGAAGGCAGCAGCAGUGAAGGUAGGAGAAGCACCAUGGUGAGAGUACGGGCUAUCGUGCCUCAUGCAACGGGAACCAACCGGACCCUGCUACAGUUUGACCUUGGGGAUGUCAUCAUGGUGCUGAUCCCAGAAGCGCAGAAUGGCUGGCUGUAUGGCAAGCUGGAGGGCUCAUCCACAUGUGGCUGGUUCCCCGAAGCUUAUGUCAAGCCUCUGGAAGAUGUGAGGGACUCAGAGGAGCCAGCCACCAGGUCCUUCCCACUCCGAAGCAGUCACAGUAUGGAUGACAUCCUAGACCAUCCCAGCACUCCUUCCUCUGGAAAUUACUGGCCUGCCACUGCCCAGGCCCAUUUGCCGAGCCCACCUCCCACCUCAGUGGGUAGCAGCAGUCACCAGAGCAGGGUGGCAACCCCAGUUGGUUCAGACUCGAAGAAAUCAGGAGUGUGGGACCAGCCCCCUGAACUCUUCCCACGAGGCACCAACCCAUUUGCCACAGUCAAGCUGCGCCCCACAGUCACCAAUGACCGCUCGGCACCCAUCAUCCGAUGAAGCGAGGCUGCAGACAGCAGAGAACUUGAGCAGGGAAGGGGAAGGUGUAGAAGUGACCUUCUGUGAACCCAGCUGGGCAGCAGCUUAGUGCUACCACUCACGGAGUAACCUCUCUCUUUGCCUCCCUUCACUCUUGGCCACGGGGAUCCGUCACGCCUGACUGUCUGGCAAUAGGCCCUUGCUGCUCUCUCUGGCUUGCCCUCCCCUGUGUGAUAUUAUUCUACCUGAGUGGAAGAAAUCUGGUGUUACUGAUGCUGGUGGCCUGGGAGAGGGGAUGCUGGAGGUCUGGGAGCUGGAGGGAUAGAUGAGUAAGAUCACCUGUUGCAUGGGGCAGCACUAGCAGAAAGACAGAGAUAAAAGUUUGCUAGCCCUGCUGUGGCCAGAGAAGGGUACUCGUAGGAUAGUCCUUUUGCUAUUAGAAAAUAAACCCUGAGGUGGGGUGACUGCUAGAAAGGAGCCAGAGCUUGAGUCCAGCUGAAUGGAUCUGCAACGCCCAUCUCUUUGCUCUUGGCACAUUUGGUGGCUGAGUCUGUUUAUGAAGGCAUCUAUCCCCUUCUUGCCUCUUGCUUGACCCUAUCUCUGGCUGGGCAGACCGGGAGCGAGGGGGUGGGCAGUGACAGAGAGCCCAGCUUCCUGGCCUUCAUCUGAUGGCUGUAAAGAAGGCCUUCUUGAAAUAAAAUGAAGGAUCCUGCUUCUGUAAGUGUCCCAGCGCCUGCAGCCCUGACCUUGGCCACCGUAGCAGGGAGGAGGAAGCCCGGGCUCGUGGCUACUGUCAGGGCAACCCCAGGGUGUGACUGUAGCCCCUUUGGUUCAGCCCCUCGGCUGCCCUUCAGCCGAGAUGCAUGCGGCUAUCAUGCAGC
Molecule: messenger RNA, 2498 nt
Organism: Struthio camelus australis
Lineage: Eukaryota; Metazoa; Chordata; Aves; Struthioniformes; Struthionidae
Gene: BAIAP2L2
Product: BAR/IMD domain containing adaptor protein 2 like 2
Biological process (GO): actin filament bundle assembly; positive regulation of actin filament polymerization; actin crosslink formation
Cellular component (GO): cytosol; nucleoplasm
Molecular function (GO): protein binding
Source: RefSeq, a predicted model, not a curated record